Molecule: messenger RNA, 960 nt
Organism: Penicillium taxi
Lineage: Eukaryota; Fungi; Ascomycota; Eurotiomycetes; Eurotiales; Aspergillaceae
Product: putative 3-oxo-5-alpha-steroid 4-dehydrogenase
Exons: 3
Coding region: 1-960 (319 amino acids)
Biological process (GO): polyprenol catabolic process; dolichol-linked oligosaccharide biosynthetic process
Cellular component (GO): endoplasmic reticulum
Molecular function (GO): 3-oxo-5-alpha-steroid 4-dehydrogenase activity
Source: RefSeq, a predicted model, not a curated record
AUGGAAUUCCUCGCUCAGUGCGUUGAUAGCGCGCUAGAAGCUGUCUCAAUGGAUUCCAUAGAUGCCCUUCGCACAUUCUUCAUCCUCGGUGGUGCCACAACAAUCUUUGUUAGCAUUCCAACCUCGCUUCGGUCGCACUUUCUCCUAUAUGGACCUCGCUCUACUCCAAUCAAGGACUCUGAGCCCCAGGCCGGCCACGAUGCUUCGUCAUCCGGUCUCCUAGGUUAUCUUGCAUCCUACCAAGUGCCUCAUAGCUAUUUCAAGCACUUUUAUAUCUUCUCCGUCUUAUCAUCGCUAUUCUGGGCCUUUCAGCUGAUCCGACGCGGAUCUUUUUUCGAGGCCAUUGCGUCGCGGGUUAGCGAGGAGCACCAGCAACAGUCAAUCUCUCUGACCCAGGUAUUGAUCUGCUGGAUAUUACUGUUUAUGCAGGGAUCGCGACGAGUGUGGGAGAGCUACGAGUUUGCAAAGCCAUCGUCAUCACAGAUGUGGGUUGUCCACUGGCUGCUUGGAUUUGCAUUUUAUCUUGCAGCUGGAGUUGCGAUCUGGAUUGAUGGAUCAGGAGCUCUCACCACCCAGAAUCUCACACUAAGUGAUCUUCAGCUGACGAAUGCCCCGAGUCUGCGUACUUUGAUCUUCGUCCCGCUUUUCCUGAUCGCCUCCGGUUUGCAACACGACUGCCACCAUUUCCUGUUCUCCCUGAAGAAAUACCAAAUUCCAGAUCACCCGCUCUUCCGCGGCGCUGUGUGUCCCCACUACGGAGCCGAAUGCGUAAUCUACUUAUCCCUGGCAUUCAUCGCUGCGCCACCAGGCCAAGCUGCCAAUAAAACGCUACUGGCGUGCGUUGGCUUCAUUGCUGCUAAUCUUGGGGCUACUGCCUUGACAACAAAACAGUGGUAUAUACAGAAAUUUGGUAAGGAUUCUGUGCAGGGUAGGUGGCUUAUGAUUCCAGGAAUUUAUUAG